Molecule: messenger RNA, 945 nt
Organism: Rhizoctonia solani
Lineage: Eukaryota; Fungi; Basidiomycota; Agaricomycetes; Cantharellales; Ceratobasidiaceae
Product: scavenger mRNA-decapping enzyme DcpS
Exons: 7
Coding region: 1-945 (314 amino acids)
Biological process (GO): deadenylation-dependent decapping of nuclear-transcribed mRNA
Cellular component (GO): P-body; nucleus
Molecular function (GO): hydrolase activity; RNA 7-methylguanosine cap binding
Source: RefSeq, a predicted model, not a curated record
AUGUCGAUCAACACUGAACGCCUCAAACUCUUCAAGCUGGAUCGUGUACUCAAUGAAGAUCCGCUCAGUCACUCAAUCUCCGUUUUAGGCACUCUUCCCAAACACGACCAGACCGAUGAGCGUAUCCCCACAAUUAUUCAAGUAACCAAGACACCUAUCACCUUGGAAGAGAUAUCUUCUGUCAAAGAUGCAUUUGGAAAACUGGAGACCAUUGGUCAGAAUGAUAUAUACCACUGGGUGUUGGGGUGGCUAGGAGAGAAGCGGAGCCCAGAUGUGAAGAUUACAAUAGUCGAAAAUGCGACAGAUGUUCAUAUCCGAAAGUUCACGCGGCAACCAUGGUCGAUGGUUCGAGAAACCCCCCAACUGUAUGUGGAGGUGGUGAGGCCUUAUAUUGAUGCAUUUCCGACGAGCAGACUUCAGUGGGUCUACAAUAUUCUGUCGCACGAAUCUGAAGCCGAUCGAAUCUUAUACGAAGAUCGGUCCCCCACCGAGGGUUUCAUCAUCCUACCAGAUCUCAAAUGGGACGGUACGACUAUGUCAAUGUUUUAUAUUCAAGCGAUCGUGCAUACACGCGAUAUUCAUAGUUUACGAGAUAUUCGUAAACGGCACCUACCGAUGCUUCGAAACAUUCGCAGACAAAGCAUCAAAGUUGCGCAGGACAAGUAUGGCCUACCAGCCGGACAGUUAAGACUUUUUGUACAUUAUCAACCAAGCUACUAUCAUUUCCACGUGCAUAUUGUGACCUUGGAGCUGUCGGGGCAGGCAAAUGCCAAUGUAGGGAUGGCACAUUUAUUUGACGAUGUAAUUGCAAUGCUUGAACUUGAGCCAGACGGUUUGAGUGAUGGGCAAGGAACCUUUGCACGAAUGACGAUGACUUACAACAUUGGGAAGCAGCAUGGGCUGCACGAUGCACUGGUAGAGCGGCAAGAGGGGUUGAUAGAGUAA